This is a messenger RNA of Pezoporus occidentalis (night parrot), 632 nucleotides long. RefSeq names its product NADH:ubiquinone oxidoreductase subunit B3 (gene NDUFB3). Bases 232 to 540 code for a protein of 102 amino acids. Lineage: Eukaryota; Metazoa; Chordata; Aves; Psittaciformes; Psittacidae. The transcript has 3 exons. Gene Ontology annotation, biological process: electron transport chain; mitochondrial respiratory chain complex I assembly. Gene Ontology annotation, cellular component: mitochondrion. The record is from RefSeq and is a predicted model, not a curated record.
GGGACCUGCCUCGUUGAGCCGCGACGGGAGCGCUGCCAGCAGCAGAGGGGAAAGCAACAGCUUCGCUGCCUUCACCAGGACACAGGAGGAAGCGGAACGGAACCUGCCCGGAACCCUCGUGGCUGGCUACACUUCCUGUAGCGGCGGUCCUCCCUCCGACUUCCGCUUCCGGGUGACGGCUGCGUUCUGAAGGAGGGUCACACAGCGGACAGGUACCCAGGGCCCGCCGGUAUGGGGCAUGGAAAUGAACAUGGCCAUGGCCAUGGCCAUGGCCACAGCAAAAUUGAACUCCCUGACUACAGGCAAUGGAAGAUAGAGGGUACUCCACUAGAGAAGGUCCAGGAACAGCUAGCUAAGCGGGGUCUUAGGGAUCCAUGGGCUCGUAAUGAAGCCUGGAGAUACAUGGGUGGCUUUGCAAAACCUGUCACCUUAACAGAAGUCUUUACUAGGGGACUUAAGUGGGGAUUUGCAGCCUUCGUCAUCGCUCUUGGUAUUGAAUAUACUCUGUUUCCUCCAAAGAAGAAUGGGGGCCAUCACUGAAGAUCAAGUAUGACAACUUAAUUAGUUGAAACAUGUAUAAGCAUGCGUCUCACUCUGUACUUAUGCAUAUUAAAGACUAUCACAGCCAAAAA